Oppiella nova is the source of this 780-nucleotide messenger RNA. The record is from the annotation of a GenBank genome assembly. NCBI's taxonomy places the organism in Eukaryota, Metazoa, Arthropoda, Arachnida, Sarcoptiformes, Oppiidae.
GUAAUCGAGACCCUUAUAUACGGCGCCCAAUCUGUGGGUCAGAGCACAGUCUUCGCGUCCGACUACCAGAAGGCAAAAAAGCCAUUGAGUGCUACAAACAGUUUACUCGUUACUGAAAAACCAGACAAAUGUGACGGAAAUAUCACAUUCAGGGGCUGUUUCUUCAAUUAUCCCAAUAGACCCGAUGCUCAGAUUCUGAAUGGACUGUCAUUUAAAGUAAGCAAAGGGGAAACGGUAGCACUUGUCGGGUCAAGUGGUUGCGGAAAGUCCACAACAAUUCAAUUAUUGGAAAAGUUUUAUGAUUUAGAUCGUGGAAAGAUUUUUAUGGACGGAAAGAAUAUAAAUUCAUUGGACACCCAAUGGAUGCGCUCACAAAUGGCACUCGUAUCACAAGAACCAAAUCUAUUCAGUUAUAGUAUUCGUGAGAACAUCGCUUACGGCGAUAACUCACGUGUUUUGCCGAUGGAUGAGAUAGUGUCGGCCGCACAGAAGGCCAACAUUCAUAACUUCAUUAAAGACUUACCCAACGGUUACGACACAAUAUGUGGAUCAAAGGGCGCGCAACUCUCUGGUGGACAAAAGCAAAGGAUAGCAAUCGCGAGGGCUUUGGUCAGAAAUCCACAGAUAUUACUAUUAGAUGAGGCGACCUCUGCUUUAGACACCGCAUCCGAAAAAUUAGUUCAGGACGCUUUGGAUGAGGCCUCGAAGGGAAGGACAUGUCUAGUGAUCGCACACAGACUGACAACCAUUCAAAACGCCAACAGAAUUGUUGUCAUUCAA